This is a messenger RNA of Alternaria burnsii, 1905 nucleotides long. RefSeq names its product protein kinase kin1. Bases 1 to 1905 code for a protein of 634 amino acids. Lineage: Eukaryota; Fungi; Ascomycota; Dothideomycetes; Pleosporales; Pleosporaceae. Gene Ontology annotation, molecular function: tau-protein kinase activity; ATP binding; protein serine/threonine kinase activity. Gene Ontology annotation, cellular component: cytoplasm. The record is from RefSeq and is a predicted model, not a curated record. The transcript has a single exon. Gene Ontology annotation, biological process: microtubule cytoskeleton organization; protein phosphorylation; intracellular signal transduction.
AUGGCCCCAAUUUCAGAACCCUCACACACUUUCCAGAAGCUCAAACUCGACACUUCGACGCCCCAUAAACCCAUCGCCUCAACCUUUGCAUCUUUCGCGCCUCUAGCCCGUAAACAGUCCCCGCACAACCACCAUGGCCAGUCCCAGCUAACUGCCGGAUUUGCUGCUGCAGAACCGCUGAACAUCUCGCGCGGUCCCUACAACAAGCGUGACCACCAUGGCGCCCACUCGCGCACUGAAUCCGACGAUGAGGGGUCCCUCGCAGUGGGCAGCAGCGGAAGCGACGAGGACUUCGUAGCCAAAUUCAGGCAACGCAAGACGAGCAUUAGUUUCAACAAUGAGGUUCGGCUCGACACGGGAGAGGGCGUUGGCCUAGGGGUGCCCGUGCCCAAGUCUUCACGGCAGUCGCAUUCACGCACGACCGAGAGUGGAAGCUACUCAGAUGGCUCACAGCAAGACUACAUGGAAAUGCCCUACACCAUGCGUAGAAACAUGCAGUACCGCGUUGGAGAGCCCCGGUACCCCCUUGCCCAAACCACCGUCGACGACCUUGCCCACGACUCCGAGUACCGCGAUCAGGUCGCAUCCUUGACUUCUGAUGCCACCGCUUCGCCGCCGUUAGACGAGGCCCAAACUCCCCUCGAGACGCCCUCCGAGUACAUGCUUUCGCCAAUGCCCGCCACGUCCCCUAUGGAGUUCCCGCUAUUCUCGCCCUCCCCUCGGCGCGUGGGCCCACCUCGGACCAAGAGCUGGAGAUCGGAGAUUGGCGAAGACGGCAGCCUCAAGAGGGCUAGUCGUCGAUCCUCUGCCCGCUCUGGUCGGUCACUUUCGUCCAUGUCGCCGGCUGCCUCCUUCCUGGCGCGCUACAAAGCCACCGAGGCCCCUAUCAAAGCACCUGAGCCAGAUGAUGAAGGCCAAGGCAUCGGGUACGACAGCGAGUACAUUAUUGGAAAGCAGAUUGGCUAUGGCGGCUUUAGCGUUGUCAAGGAGGUCACAAGCAUGGAGAAUGGGAAGCCUGUCACCGAUGCUGUCAAGAUUGUGCGCAAGUUGCAACAGGACAAAUCAGAACUUGAGAACGAACAAAUUCAGACACAAUUCGAUCACGAGGUGGAGAUCUGGCGCUUCCUGCGUCACCCUUAUAUUCUUCCUCUCCUGAGGGUUUACACCACCGACUACGCUACCUUCUGCAUCACUAGAUUGAAUAAGGGUGGAACUCUUUUCGACUUGAUCCGCGACACACGCCGCCUCAAGAAGAAUGGUCUGCCAGCUCACUUGGUGAAGCGCUACGCGUACCAGCUAGCAUCGGCUAUGCGCUACCUGCACAACGACGUUCAGGUCGUACACCGCGACAUCAAGCUCGAGAACUGCCUUCUUGAUAUGACGGUAGCUGAUGCUGAGAGGGACGGCGGCGAUCUUCUGCUUUGCGAUUUCGGCAUGGCAGACUUUAUUGUUAGCGACCAGCGUGACGGCCCCGAGCCCCACUCGAUUGGUGAAAAUCAGAACAUAGGCCCCGCAGAGACUAGCACGUCUAUCGCCGGCAGUCUGCAAUAUGCGGCUCCUGAGCUGUUCAACGCAACUGGGCCAGUCUUCUCCCCUGCGGCGGACAUUUGGGCGUUUGGUGUAGUUGUGUUCGCUCUACUUACCGCGACUCUACCUUUCAAUGACGGUCUGGACAUCAAGACGAUCGAGAAGAUCCGAAAUUGCGAGUGGGAUGCGGAGCUCGUCCGUAAUGCAGAGGCAGCCCAAGUAAGCAACAUCGACGACGCCCUCGCACUUGUCAGGGGCUGUCUCGAGGUCGAUGUUGAAAAGCGCUGGAAUGUCCAUGACAUUUUGGAGUGCGCGUGGCUGCGCGAAUGCGAGCAACGCUUCGAGCAUGUGGUUCGCCCUUGGGUCGCUGAGUCAUGA